Cuscuta europaea is the source of this 1274-nucleotide messenger RNA. Lineage: Eukaryota; Viridiplantae; Streptophyta; Magnoliopsida; Solanales; Convolvulaceae. The record is from the annotation of a GenBank genome assembly.
UAUAGAAAGAGUUUCUUAUCCACCUCAACAACAAUAGUUUAGCGGGUAAGGAAACGAGGAAUAGUCAAAUCGAAUUCCCAAUUUCGGCAUAGCAGAUUCUUCCAUACCCAUUGCGCGUUUAUGUAUUUAUAAAUAGGAAAAAUUGUCCGUCCACGCUGCCGUCUAUUCAUUUGUCUCCAUAUAAAUCCGCGGCCAGGCAACAGGAUUUUUAUUAUCACCGUUACACUUCGAAAUCUUUCUGCGACCAUGGCCAAUGAAACGAGCCCUAACAAUCAACAGCAGCCGGAGGAGGUUGAAAUUCAGAUCGAGGAGCAGAGGUUGAAGUAUUUGGAGUUUGUGCAAGUCGCUGCGCUCCACGCCGUCUUAUGCGCUGCGAAGCUCUACAGUUACGCUAAGGAGAAUUUGGGCCCUCUCAAGCCUGGCGUUCAGACCGUGGAGGGUACGGUUAAGACCGUCGUAGGUCCAGUUUACGAGAAGAUUCAAUAUGUUCCGUCUGAAGUCCUCAAGUUCGUAGAUCGCAAGGUUGAUGAGUCGGUUCACAUGAUCGAGGAUCGUGUUCCACCAUCUGUGAAACAAGUAUCAGCACAGGCUUUACUAACUGCGCAGAUGGCUCCAUCGGUUGUCCGUGCUGUUGUUGCCGAAGUGAAAAGUACUGGUGUGGUGGAAACUGCAUGUAUAUUGGCAAAAACCGUGUACACACAGUGUGAGCCUGCUGCCAAAGGGAUAUACACCAAGUGCGAACCACUAGCCGAACAGUAUGCUUUGUCAGCGUGGCAGUCUAUCAAUCAUCUUCCUCUUGUUCCCAAGGUGGCUCAAGCUGUUGCUCCAACGGCUUCUUACUUGUCUGAGAGGUACAACCAGACUGUCCAAGUUGGUGCUGAGAAGGGGUACAGAGUUGCAACGUAUCUUCCCUUGAUGCCCACUGCCAAGAUUGCUAGACUGCUGACUAAUGCAAGCCCUGUGGAGACCACCAGCUAAAAGGAGUAAAGCACUGUGUGAGUAGGAGUAGUAGUACCCUGUAUUUCUUCUUAUACAUUUGAACUUCAUUGUCUUUACUUCGUGAAAAACUCGGAACGAUCUUAAGUUGUCUUGCUGCUUGGUGUUGUCAUACUGUUGUUAUUGAACUGGUUUGGUUGUAUGUCACUGGUUUACCCUUUCUUUUAGUGAAGCACAUAAUUUUUUAUAAACUAACCAAAUCAUCAUUUUCAUCAUUUUCAUCGACCCCAGUGCCGCAAAGGCUCCCACCUACGGUGAGGUAAGGGGGUCGGAUGUAC